Molecule: messenger RNA, 900 nt
Organism: Eublepharis macularius
Lineage: Eukaryota; Metazoa; Chordata; Lepidosauria; Squamata; Eublepharidae
Gene: OLIG2
Product: oligodendrocyte transcription factor 2
Exons: 1
Coding region: 1-900 (299 amino acids)
Biological process (GO): neuron differentiation; myelination; regulation of DNA-templated transcription
Molecular function (GO): DNA-binding transcription factor activity; protein dimerization activity
Source: RefSeq, a predicted model, not a curated record
AUGGACUCGGACGCGAGCCUGGUGUCGAGCCGCCCCUCGUCCCCGGAGCCCGACGAGCUCUUCGUGUCGGCGGCGCGGAGCAAGAGCUCGGGCGGCGGCGGCUUCGCGGCGGCGGGCGGCGCCGUGUCCAGCUCGACGCCCAGCGACUCCCCGGCCGAGCUGAGCGCGGAGCUGCGCAGCGCCAUGAGCGCCGCCGGGGUGGUGAUGGUGGACAAGCUGGCCUUCAAGUCGCCCUCCUCGUCGUCCUCCUCGACCUCCUCGUCGUCGUCCUCGACGGCCUGCAAGAAGGACAAGAAGCAGAUGACGGAGCCGGAGCUGCAGCAGCUGCGCCUGAAGAUCAACAGCCGCGAGCGCAAGCGGAUGCACGACCUGAACAUCGCCAUGGACGGCCUGCGGGAGGUGAUGCCCUACGCACACGGGCCCUCGGUGCGCAAGCUCUCCAAGAUCGCCACGCUGCUGCUGGCGCGCAACUACAUCCUCAUGCUCACCAACUCUCUGGAGGAGAUGAAGCGCCUCCUCAGCGAGAUCUACGGCGGCCACCACGCCGCCGGCUUCCACCCCCCGGCCGCCGCCUGCCCCGGGGGCCUGGUGGGCCACGCCGCGCCGCUGCCCGCCCACCCGGUCUCCCACGCCGUGCACCACCCCAUCCUGCCUCCCGCAGCCGUCUCCAGCGCCUCCCUGCCCGGCGCCGGUGCCCUGGCCGCCGUCGGCUCCAUCCGGCCCUCGCACGGCCUGCUCAAGUCGCCCUCCAGCGCCGCCGCCCCCCUCGGCAGCGGCUUCCAGCACUGGGGAGGGAUGCCCUGCCCGUGCAGCAUGUGCCAGGUGCCCGCCCCCUCGCACCAUCACGUCUCGGGCAUGAACACAGCCAGCCUGCCCAGAUUAACCAGCGACGCCAAAUGA